AAGGCCUUCCGGCGACGGGGCGACGGCGAGCUGAGUGUCCUUUGGCCGUGGAGGGGCGCCGCGGAGCGGGCUGGAGCCUGGGGACACACAGGGCCGCGGUGAGCCCCAGAGACCCUCCCCAGCCUGCCUCCCGGAGCCCCGGCUCCUGCCACGUCCCAAGGCCGCUGGCCUCCGCCCCCACCCCACCCCCGCCCCCACCGCCCCGACAGUCCGGGACCGCGCUGCGGCACAGACACCCCCUCUCCCAAGCCCGCCUUCCUGAGGACCACCCUUUGGAAGACGGAGGCCUCCUCACUCCCCACUGACAGGCCCCUCUGCUGAGCAAGGCUUUCCAUGGAGGAUGCCAGUGAGGACCCCACCAUAUUCACUGCCCGUUCUCUGCCCAGCGACCCCCGGCUCUUGGCCACCAUGACCAACACAUACCUGGGCACACGUGUGUAUCAUGACACACUGCAUGUAAGUGGCGUGUACAAUGGGGCUAGCGGGGACACACACCGGGCCGUUCUGCCAAGUCCCCUCAAUGUCCAGCUGGAGGUCCCUGGAGACACAGGAGAUCAGCUGACAGAGACCUUUGUCCUGGACACUAACACAGGCUCCUUUCUGCACACCCUAGAGAGCCCCAGCUUCCGGGCCUCCCAGCGCAUCUACGCCCACCGCGCGCUGCCUCACGUCAUGGCGUUCAGUGUGUCCAUCUCCCGUGUGGCCGUGGGGGACGGCCCUGUCACGGUGCUGCUACGGUCCACCUUCUCCCCAAAAAGCCCAGACCUGGACCUGCAUCUGGGUCCUGACUUCCAAGGAGCCCGGUAUCUUUAUGGCCGCACGCUAACCCCGGAGCAACCUGGGGGUUCCCAGCAGGAGGUACACAUGCUGUGGACACCAGUGCCCCCAGCCCUGACGCUUGGGGAGAGAGAGCAAGACCGGACCUGGGAGUUCCUGACCGUGGUGGGGGGCAGCCAGGCUGAGGCCCGAGCCUGCCUUACCGAGGCCCUGCGGCUGCAGGCAGGAGGCGCUCUGUACCCCGCCCAUGCCCAGGCCUGGGCCCAGCUCUGGGCUGGCUGUGGCCUGGAUGUGCUAGGGCCCCUAGCCCUGCGCCAGGCCUUGCGUGGUGCCCUCUAUUACCUGCUCAGUGCACUGCCCCAGCCCGGGGCCCCAGGAUACACCUGCCACGGCCUCAGCCCUGGGGGCCUGUCCAACGGGAGCCGAGAGGAAUGCUACUGGGGCCACGUCUUCUGGGACCAGGAUCUCUGGAUGUUCCCAAACAUCCUGAUGUUCCACCCAGAGGCCGCCAGGGCCCUCCUGGAGUACCGUGUCCGGACCCUGGGCGGGGCCCUAGACAAUGCCCGGAAGCUGGGUUACCAGGGAGCCAAGUUUGCCUGGGAGAGUGCGGGUUCUGGUCUGGAGGUCUGCCCUGAGGACAUUUAUGGGACGCAGGAGAUUCACAUCAAUGGAGCCGUAGCAUUGGCCUUCGAGCUGUACUACCAUGCCACCCAGGACAUGCAGCUCUUCCGGGAGGCUGGUGGCUGGGAUGUGGUCAGGGCUGUGGCUGAGUUUUGGUGCAGCCGUGUGGAGUGGAGCCCUGAGGAGGGAACGUACCACCUGAAGGGAGUCAUGCCUCCCGACGAAUACCAUUCAGGAGUCAACAACUCCGUGUACACCAACGUGCUGGUCCAGAACAGGUCAGACCAAAACCCCUGGCCAAAGCUCCACCACGCAGAGGCCCAGCUGGGAGGGCUCAGGCCAUACCCUCUCCCUGCCUCUGCCCCAGCCUGCGCUUUGCUGCUGCCCUGGCCCAGGACCUGGGUCAGCCUGUCCCCAGCGAGUGGCUGGUGGUGGCCGAUAAGAUCAAGGUGCCCUUUGACCCGAGGCAGAACUUCCACCCUGAGUUUGACGGGUACCAGCCUGGUGAGUGCACUGGGAGCUACCUCAGCGCCCCUUCACGCCUCCCACGGGAUCUGUGUCCGCCCUGGCCGUCCCCUACCUGAGGGAGCAGCCCCCCUUCCUGCUCCCACCCGCGUCGGCAGCACCCGUCCCUCCCCAGGAGAGGAGGUGAAACAGGCUGACGUCGUGCUCCUGGGUUACCCCGUCCCUUUCCACCUGAGUCCUCACAUUCGCAGGAAGAACCUGGAGAUUUAUGAGGCUGUGACAUCUCCAAGAGGCCCUGCCAUGACCUGGAGCAUGUUUGCCGUGGGCUGGAUGGAGCUGAAGGACCCCUGGCGGGCGCGGGACCUCCUGGAAAGAUGCUUUGCCCACAUAGCUGAGCCCUUCAAGGUGUGGACGGAGAAUGCAGACGGGUCGGGCGCCGUGAACUUCCUGACAGGCAUGGGGGGCUUCCUGCAAGCGGCCCUCUUUGGAUUCACAGGGUUCAGGAUCACCAGCGCUGGCGUGACCUUCGACCCCAUAUGUCUGGCUGGGGUGUCUGGAGUGUGCAUCUGUGGCCUCUCUUACCAGGGGAACAAGCUGGACUUCUCCUUCUCCAAGGGCUGUGUGACAGUUGAGGUCAAAGCCCGGGCGGGACCCUGGGCCCCACCCCUGGAGGCUGAGCUGUGGCCAGCACACACUCGCCUCCCCCUGCUCCCAGGGCACAAAGUCUCCUUUCCCUGCUCAGCUGGACGGAUACAAAGGUCAGCCCCAGAGGCGGCAAGUUCUGCUCCAAGAGUUUCCUAGGAGAGUUUUUGAAGAUGCUAGGCACCGGCCCCAAAGCCACAGGAACCCCGUGGGACGCGGCUGGGUCCUCCAUCCCCACCAGGGCCCUCACCCUGGCGCUGUCGUGGGUCGUGAGCCCUGCACCUGAACAACCUGGGCUGCGGGGCUGUCUCCUGGGUCCUGGGAUCUGGCCUCCCUCUGUGGGUACCCCCAGCCGGCUGCAGCCAGCCCCCACCCUCAGGGCCUGCUGGUCCCCUUCCUCCCACCCACUCCCCACCUGGCAGCCCGGCUCACAGGCUCCAAGGAAAGUCUGAGUUCAUUGGCCCCAAGUUGAGGAUGGUCCGCCUCUAGCCUGAGCCCCCCCCCACCCUAACCCUCCCUGGCCUGCAGCUUCCUCGUGGCCUCCCACUCAGCCACAUCUGCGCCUGCCUGUCUGGGCUGACACCUGCACCUGUACCUUCCCCAGGACACCCCAGGGUGGGGCCAGGGUGUGGUGGACGCUCUCCGGAGAAGGCAGAAAUGGGCAGGGUAGCCAGGCGGGGAGCCUGAGGCACGGUCCCCCGUGGGUUCCCUGGGACUCUCAGUUACAGACCAGAAAGCAACUUCAUGUGUCAUACAGACGAGGUCAGGCAUGGCUGAAUCCAGGUGCACUCAGCUCCUCAGCCCAUGGCUCCUCCAGCCCUGCGGCAACUUCAGUGGGUCUCCGCCACGAGCCUUUCCUCAGCCAAGAAGAGAGGGGGCGGGGUGCAGAACAGGACCCCGCAUCUUCCCUCUGACCAGCCAGAAGGACUGGGGCCGAGGGUGCGUGGGUUGAAGGCCACCGGCCUGGGCCCAUCUGUCCAACAGGCUGCCUCUCCGCCUGGGGCCUCAGCCCCUUGGUUGACACGUCCCCCCGGGGUCUUUGGGGGUUUCUUGAGAAUGAGGUGAGAUGGUACCACUGCCAAGAUUUGGGCGAGGCCGCGCACCUGUGCCAAGUCUGCCUGAGGAAUUAAAAUCCCAUGCUGGGACAAGUGCGUCUGCGAUCGGGA
Messenger RNA from Mustela erminea (ermine), 3671 nucleotides. RefSeq names its product protein-glucosylgalactosylhydroxylysine glucosidase (gene PGGHG). The coding region runs from base 334 to 2664 and encodes 776 amino acids. Gene Ontology annotation, molecular function: catalytic activity. The transcript is spliced from 12 exons. The record is from RefSeq and is a predicted model, not a curated record. NCBI's taxonomy places the organism in Eukaryota, Metazoa, Chordata, Mammalia, Carnivora, Mustelidae. Gene Ontology annotation, biological process: carbohydrate metabolic process.